Messenger RNA from Rubroshorea leprosula, 523 nucleotides. NCBI's taxonomy places the organism in Eukaryota, Viridiplantae, Streptophyta, Magnoliopsida, Malvales, Dipterocarpaceae. The record is from the annotation of a GenBank genome assembly.
AGCCAUGGCAGCUUCCUCUGCAGUAGCAAAUGAACCAAGCCAGAGUCUGGUUCUUCUCUUGGGCUCCCUGAUUUCUGCCACCCAUUUUCCCCAAGUCCUUUGCCAGACUUCCCGGUAUUGGCAGGAGGCAUAUAGAGGACGGCCGUUGCUUGUGGUUGGACCUUUCUUCCCAGGCUUUAACGAAGAUUUUUCUGAAGGUUUCUAUGGGGAAGAAGUGAGUGUGGGAACUGAGGAGAGACCGAGUGCAGUGGAAAGAGCAGCAUGGUGCGGGAUUAUGUAGGAAGGGAGAGUGCAGAUUUGCUUUAAAUGCUUUCACGUUUCAGAAAAAUUAAGCUUUGAAGCCCCAUGUGACCGUUAGUGAGUAUUGUGCGGAUGAUUUCAAAUCCAUGUAUGUUUGGAAACCUUGCAAAUUAUGGGCAUAUGGAUGCACUAAUGUAUCCAUGUAUGUAUGCAUGUCUUCUAUCUGUAGAUCUCUCAGUGUUUUUCUUAAAAUGAUUCUCUAAAAUAUAAAAAGGUUUAUGCU